UACCAUGACAAUUCAUAUUCAAAGAACCAAUUUGGCCCGUGUCUACUUCCAACAUGGAAGCUUCAGGUGUUGAUCAGCGAGACAAGUAUCGCUCUUACAUGUAUGGAGAUGGAGAGAAGAACACACAAUGGAUAUCUGGUGCCCCUCCUAACUAUGAUGUUGUUAACAAGCUCUUUGAAGAAGGCAGAACCAAGAUAUGGCCAGCUGGGUCACUAGGAGAAAGAGUUCAGAACCUUUUGAAGACAUACGAGAUGGAGAUUUCCCACAAAGCAAACCCUCAGGACUUCAAAUCUAUUGAUCCAGAAAAGUUCACUUUCGUCCAGAAUGGGAAAGAACCGCUGAGUAUUGAAGAUAUUAAGAAAAUGGGCGGAGUCUAUAACGUGGAUCUGCAAAGCUCUCUACCUGAGGAGUUUCAGAUCUACAAACCAGCAGAGGAAACAGCAGAAUCGUCCCAUAAGCUUUUCACCACUACUUUUCCACGUGGAUUUGCAAUCGAGAUCCUUGAGGUCUAUUCCGGUCCGCCGGUGAUAGCCUACAAGUUCAGGCACUGGUCUUACAUGGAAGGUCCUUUCAAAGGGUAUGCCCCUACUGGAGAAUUGGUUCAAUUCUUCGGCAUCGCAAUUUUCACGGUGGAUGAGCGGAUGAGAAUCGUAAAGGUGGAGUUCUUUUACGAUCCUGCAGAACUUAUUGGAGGGCUGACGAAGGGUGCCAAAAUUGAAAAUUGUGGUGGAAAUAGUGCAACCACAAGUAGUUGCCCUAUCCCUAGGAACAAAUAAGUGCUACUUGCAUAAAAAUAAAAAUAAAAUGCAGUAUUGGCCAAAAAAAUAAUGUAGCAGCGUUGAUGGACAAGAAUUACAAGACAAUAAAUUAAUCCUUAAUGAUUAUUAAAUAUUGAAUUUAUCAGAAUAUAUCAUUCAGUCACUACUAGAAAUUUCUCCAUUAGCACCUCUUUAGUGGCUACCAUACAUCUAUCAGUGGCAAUAGUAAAUAGUAUUACACUGAUCUGAAAAAUCGGUGGUUUUUUUUCCUUUCA
Molecule: messenger RNA, 1033 nt
Organism: Rosa chinensis
Lineage: Eukaryota; Viridiplantae; Streptophyta; Magnoliopsida; Rosales; Rosaceae
Product: pathogen-related protein
Exons: 4
Coding region: 54-776 (240 amino acids)
Source: RefSeq, a predicted model, not a curated record